Messenger RNA from Peniophora sp. CBMAI 1063, 1539 nucleotides. NCBI's taxonomy places the organism in Eukaryota, Fungi, Basidiomycota, Agaricomycetes, Russulales, Peniophoraceae. The record is from the annotation of a GenBank genome assembly.
AUGGCCUCUCAUCGGCAGACACUAGCGCAGCAACUCGCAGAGCUCGACGAGCCCGCACCCAAAGGUAACUGUCCACCUCUAAACUUUCACGCGCCGGACGCGUCGUAUAUCGAUCCCGAGGACGAGCGCCCCGCGGCCGAAGCCGAUUCCCUGCUCGAAGAUCACGCGCGCGAACAUUAUCUUGACGUCGGACCUUCUGCCUUGCGGAAACUUGCCGACGCUGUGUCGGACCCGAAAUAUGAUGGCAAGCGUACAUCACGCGCGCAACUUGACAUGGAGAGCGACGAGGGAGAGUCGGGAUUAGAAGGCGAUGAGGACGGGGACGAAGACAUGGACGCGCCUACCGGUGCACACGACGCGUCAGACGACUCUCAUGACGACGAUGAAGAUGAAGAAAGUGAAGAAGAGGAAGUCCCAGAGCCGCCCAAACGUACUGCGCCUCCCAAACGGAAACAAACCGAGGAAGACGCGCAGGCGGAUGACCUCUCUGCGGCCUUGCGCCAGAAGCGCGACGAGGACAGAAGUAAAGGGAAGGCUGUCUCUCGCCAACUGACGCUUUGGGAUGCUUUGCUCGAUGCGCGCAUUCGACUACAGAAGUCCGUGCAGGCCGCGAACCGUCUACCGCCUACUCAUGAGAUGUCGACGUUCUUAUCCGAUCCAGCAUGCCUCGCCGCUCAACACGCGGCAUUGGACGCCGCACUUGCUCUCAGCGACGAGGCCGAGGCCUUACGCGCGGCUCUCAUGGCGCGCGAAGGCGUGACCGCUCCUGCGAGGCCAAGAGCUGCUAAGCGUAGACGCCUCAACCCCGAGGAUGACGCAGAUGCAGGAGUCGGAUCGGACGUGGACUAUGCUGCUGAGGUGCACGAGUCUACGAAGUACGCCGCCUCGCUUGAGCAUGCGUAUCACCCGCAUCUCUCGCAUACGCUCCAAAAAUGGUCCGCCAAAGUAGCAGCCGUCGCGCCCUCCGCACUAGGCUUCAACAAGUCGAAGAACGCGGCCGCACAGAGCGUGCCAAUCCAAGUCGCCGAAGCUCUCCGGAGCGAAGGCGCGCGAUUCAUUGGCCGCACGAGAACGAUCCGUGGAGUGAGGCGGCGCGUACGAGUACCUGGAGAUAAUGAAGGACAAGUGAAAGACGAUGCGGCGAAUGAAGGAGACGUCGAAGCAUUCGACGACACGGACUUCUAUCAGCAGCUCCUGCGCGACGUUGUCGAUUCCGGUGCUGGCGAGCGUGUUCAGGCAGACUGGAUCGCGGCGCAGAAGGCGAGGAAAGCGCGGAAGCAGGUCGAUACGCGUGCGAGUAAAGGUCGCAAGCUGCGGUACGACGUGCACGAAAAGCUACAGAAUUUCAUGGUCCCCGUCCCGCUCGCGCAUGGUGGCGGAUGGCCAGAGCAACAGGUCGAUGAGCUGUUUGCUAGUUUGCUCGGAAGGGGGUUCGAGCAUGCAGCGCUGCCUGGCGAUGAUGUGGAUGAUGCCGGCGAGGCGGUGGAGGCUGAGGUUAUUGGCGGAGAGAUGCUCAAGGGCCUGCGUGUAUUUGGAUGA